AGUUAUCAUGACGUGGACUGUCUGCUUCCACUGUCGCGUUACAGUGGUCGAGACUCAGCCGAGGAACAGCAGCAGAAGCAACAGCAGCGGCAGGAGAGCCGGCAAUUCAGCUUCCCACCGAGAGCAAACACGAUUUAUUUAACCUGGUCAACAGCUCAUUUGUUGACUACGAUGAGGUGGUGACCCUGGGUCGGCCAGGCCGUGAGAUGUUUCCAGCUUGGCUCAGAGAAAAGACGGAGCAGAGAGACUGAGAAAGAAGAAUGGGCAGGAGCGUUUGGGGCUUCUGGCAAGGCGUGUUCUCUACUGCAGUGCUCUAUGGUUCUUUGGCCCUGUUCACGUCCAUCCUCCACAAUGUGUUCCUGCUUUACUAUGUGGAGACAUUUGUGUCCGUCUACAAGAUUGAUAAAGUCUCCUUCUGGGUGGGAGAGACGGUGUUCCUUAUAUGGAACAGUCUAAAUGACCCUCUCUUCGGCUGGCUGAGUGAUCGCUCCUUCCUCAGCUCUCCUCAGACUGGCUCUCAGAUCACAUCUCCAGAGGUGGUGCUAAAGCGCCUGAGGGCUCUCGCCACAAAUGGCCCUCUCUUCGCUCUGUCGUUCCUGGCCUUCUGGGUGGCGUGGGCCAGGCCGGGCCUGCAGUUCCUGCUCUGCCUGUGCCUCUAUGAUGGUUUCCUCACUAUGGUGGACCUCCAUCACAGCGCCCUGCUGGCCGACCUCGCAGUGUCCGCCGCUGAUCGCACGCGCCUCAACUUUCACUGCUCAGUGUUCAGCGCUUUGGGCUCGUUCUCUGUUUUUCUGUCCUACUCUUUCUGGGACAAGGAGGACUUUUACUUUUUCCGUCUCUUCUGUGUGACUCUGGCAGCUUUUUCCAUUCUAGGCUUUUUCUUAGUGUCCAGGAUGCUACUACAUCGCUUUCAAAAAGAAGUCCGUCCAAGACAGGAUGAGGCACUGGCACUCAAAGAGCUGAGUGUUGGCCAUGCUCCACUUACCCAGCCAGAAAAACCUGUCACUAUUGGACAGUACCUCAAGCAGCUCUCCACACACAGGAACUUCAUGUGGUUUGUGUCAAUGAACCUUGUUCAGGUGUUUCACUGCCACUUCAACAACAACUUCUUCCCCCUUUUCCUUGAGCAUCUCCUCUCUGACAAUAUUUCCGCCUCUACAGGUUCCAUCUUACUCGGGAUCUCUUACAUUGCCCCCCACCUGAACAACUUGUAUUUCCUGACACUGUGCCAGCGUUAUGGGGUUUACCAGGUUAUCCGCUGGCUAUUUUUGCUCAAACUGGGACUUAGUGUGGUUAUGGUGCUGGCAGGGGCUGACCACAUUUAUCUGCUGUGCAUCUUCAUUGCUAGUAACCGGGUAUUUACAGAGGGGACCUGCAAGCUACUGAAAUUAGUCAUUUCCGAUCUGGUGGAUGAAGACUUUGUGGUCAACCGACGUCAGCAGGCCGCCUCUGCACUUGUCUUCGGGAUGGUUGCCUUGUUGACCAAACCUGGCCAGACAUUUGCCCCUCUCAUUGGCACCUGGCUGCUCUGUGUUUACACAGGUUAUGAUAUUUUUGAGAGGGAGCCUGUGAAGGACUCUCUGGUUUCUGUGCCUGACAUUGCCUCCGGCUCCGGGACUCCACCUCUACGCCUGGGCUGCUUCUACAUGUUGGUGUUUGUGCCUAUCACCUGUGCCCUGCUCCAGCUGGCUGCCUGGUCUCGCUUCACACUUCACGGCCGCAAACUGCAGGGGAUCAAGACCAUGAGGCAGGGGGCCCAGCACGGCCACCUAAUCGAUGUCAAGGCCAUAUGAACUGAACAAAGGCUGGAUGAAAGCUGCACACAGACACUUUUAAAUAGUUUAAAAUCAGUUUUACAGUUCCUUUGAUAAUAACUCCGAAGAUGAAGCAGAAACCUGCUCUGAUUGAUUCUGCAGCCCAGCCUAGUGAAUAUGAACCACUACACAACAUGUGACUUUGUGGACAGUGAAAACAAAUCUCAAAUGCACAAAUCUCACUGGAAGGAACAUGAAACAUUACAAAAAUGAAACCUGCCUUAUUUUUUAUACUAAACUGUUGAUCUAUAUUUAUAUUUGAACAGAUGACCAAAAGAUAAAGUAGAGCCAAUCAAUCCUUUGGAUGUAGAAGGACCAAGGUGACAACUUUUUAUGGUGCAGGCCAAAGAUGGAGUGCCCCUUUUUUAAAAUGGUUGUAAAGCAUAAUUCUAACUACAAUCUGACUCCUUUUACUGCUCAGUAAUCGUCAGUAACAUCAGUAGGUUUACCACAGAGCUAAUGUUCCAAUUUGUAAUGUUAUGAACAGGAUGAAGAAAAUGAAAUAAAAUUACAUUAAUGUGU
Molecule: messenger RNA, 2336 nt
Organism: Lates calcarifer (barramundi perch)
Lineage: Eukaryota; Metazoa; Chordata; Actinopteri; Centropomidae
Gene: slc68a1a
Product: major facilitator superfamily domain containing 13A
Exons: 9
Coding region: 261-1793 (510 amino acids)
Source: RefSeq, a predicted model, not a curated record